This is a messenger RNA of Trichophyton rubrum CBS 118892, 1311 nucleotides long. RefSeq lists its product as uncharacterized. Gene Ontology annotation, molecular function: prenyltransferase activity. The transcript has a single exon. The record is from RefSeq and is a predicted model, not a curated record. NCBI's taxonomy places the organism in Eukaryota, Fungi, Ascomycota, Eurotiomycetes, Onygenales, Arthrodermataceae. Gene Ontology annotation, biological process: alkaloid metabolic process. The coding region runs from base 1 to 1311 and encodes 436 amino acids.
AUGACUUCCAUCCCUAUUUUUGAGUCUGUCUCCCGUUUCCUUCCCCCGGCCAACGAAGAUGUGCAGUUUUGGUGGAAGGUCACCGGCCGACAUAUGGCUUGCAUGAUGCAUGAGGCAGGCUACCCAGAAUAUCGUCAGGUCGAAUGCCUUCUCUUUCAUCGCUUCAAAGUCAUCCCUUGUCUGGGCCCCCGACCACAUUCCGACACACCCUGGUAUAAGAGCCGUGUGGGCGGCGGUGCGGCAGAUGGCUGCCCAAUCAACUAUAGUUGGCGAUUUGGCACUAUCGAAAGAAAGCCCCAUAUCCGCAACUUCAUCGAACCCCUUGGAGCCCUGACGAAAACCCCAGCCGACCCGCUCAACGAGGUCGCUACUAAAGCCCUCUUACAAGACUACAGCAUGACUCUACCCAAUGUCGAUCUGGAGGCAUUCUGGACCUUCGCCCCCCAUUAUCGGCCGCGUAUUAUCGAAAAGGAAGAUAUGGAAAAGCUUGCUGGGGCUUCAUUGCUUGUUGGAGCAGAGAUGUCUCCUGACUCUCGUACCAUCGAUAUUAAGGCAUACAUGUACCCUCGAGUUCCGUCGCAAACUAGUCAGCUUCUCACCACAAUUCUGCCCCAAGCCAUGCGUGACACUUACGGGGAGGAUGUGUGUCUCGACAGCCUCAAUUUCGUCCAUGACUUUAUGACCAAUGAUCCGCAGGGAAGUCAACUUGCUUUGACUGGCACAACCGGAAUAGAUUGCUGCAAACUCCAGGAAACACGCGUGAAAAUUUAUGUCAUCACCCGUAACACUUCCUUCGACCAUAUUGCCGCCAUCAUGACACUGGGCGGCCGACGUUCAAUCUCGGGAGAGCUCCUUGGCCAGCUAAAGGCACUUUGGUAUGAGCUGAAGGGAGCCCCAGCAGAACUACCCUCAUCUGAGCAGUUACCGGUUCAAACAAAACCAGAUGGUAGCAGGAACCCAAUCGUUGUCCCCUUCUAUUUUGAUAUCCAACCACGGCUUGCACUGCCAGAUGUUAAGGCAUACAUCGAUGUGAGCACCAGCCCUGUGAGCGAUCUAGCGGCCGCUAAGGCAGUGGUUCGUCAUUUGGAGCAACAUGGUAGCGGACAAAAUCCGAAAGCAUACUUGAAUGUGCUGAAAGACAUCACCCCAGUUGAGGAGUUGGAAACGCAGAAAGGUGCCCUCGCAUUUUACUCCGUGGCCGUCAAGAAGAAUGAGCUGGAUAUAACCUCAUACUUUAACCCCCAGGUGUAUAAGCGCUACUUCGCUCAUGAAGUACAGCUUAAUGGACAGCGACGGAGUGUAUUUGAGUAG